AGGAAGUGUCCUGUACGGGAGGAGGAGGAAGAGGGAAGGAGGGUGAGGAAUUCAACAAUGCAAUUUGAUUCAUCACAUAAAGAUGUUCUGCUGUGUCCAUUAUACACAGAGAAGGAACCUGCUCAGCAGUACAAGCUGACACCAUGGCUUACUCAGUAAUGCCACAACUGUCAAAGGUUGAUGUCAACAAACUGAAGAAUGGUCAAGAACAUCAGACUCAAGGCUUCAGGAGCAGGGAACUCUUUCUCCGCAGAGGUCUAGUGUUUAAUAUCAAUGUGUUGUUCUACCACAGAGGGAAAGAGGAUAAGUUAAACAACUUGAGGCUCAGAGCUGAAACAGGUCCACACCCAUCUACACAAUCAGGGACCCUUAUUCAGUUCCCAGUGGCAAAAGUAAAUAGCAAUAAGACUUGGAGCGCGGAGCUGGAAAGCGAAAGUGUGAACUCUCUGUCCAUCAACAUAUGUUCUUCAGCAACAUCCUGCAUUGGUCGCUACAGUUUGUACUUGGAAGGAACUUAUUGGGAAACCCCCACAUCCUAUUACUUGGGAGACUUCAUUUUACUUUUUAAUCCUUGGUGUCCAGAGGAUGAUGUGUUUCUGGACAAUGAAGCCUCAAGACAAGAAUAUGUCAUUAAUGAACACGGCUUGUUGUAUCAGGGAACUAAAGAUUUUAUGGUUACUGUCCCAUGGAACUUUGGGCAGUUUGAAGAUGGAGUAGGUGAGAUCUGCUUAAGAAUUCUGGACAUGAACCCAAAUUUUCUAAAAGAUCCCACCAGUGAUUGUUCUAGGAGAGGAGACCCUGUGUACAUAAGUAGAAUAAUCUCUGCCAUGAUCAACGCGAAUGAUGAUCGUGGAGUGUUGGAAUCCUCCUGGAGUGAGGUGUUCACAAAUGGUGUCGAUCCCAGUUCAUGGAGUGGAAGUGUUAAUAUUUUACGGCUCUGGGACCGUAGUGGUUGCAGACCAGUUCGAUAUGGGCAGUGCUGGGUUCUGGCUGGAGUCAUGUGCACAGUAAUGCGGUUCCUGGGAAUACCUACCCGGGUAGUAACAAACUUUGAAUCUGCCCACGAUACCAACUUCACACUGACUGUGGAUGAGUUUUAUGAUGAAAAUGGGAAGAAGUUGGAGACUAUUCAGGGAGACAGUGUCUGGAAUUUUCAUGUAUGGAAUGAAUGCUGGAUGGCUAGGAAGGAUCUUCGCUCAGGAUAUGAUGGCUGGCAGGUUCUUGAUGCCACCCCUCAGGAGAUCAGUGGAGGUACAUAUUGCUGUGGUCCAGCACCUGUGAAAGCAAUUAAAGAAGGAGAUAUUGAUGUGGAUUACGAUAUUCCCUUUGUGUUUGCGGAAGUGAAUGGAGACAUUGUCCAUUGGGUUCUCCAAGAUGGAGGAGCAGAGAAGGGACAGACAGACACAUAUUCCAUUGGCAAGUUCAUCAGCACAAAGAGCAUUGGCAGCAAUACCAGAGAAGACAUCACGGACCAAUACAAAUACACUGAGGGCUCACCCCAGGAGAGGGCCAUAUUUGAAAAGGCUGUGUCUAAAAUCAAGUUUAAAAAGCCGUUCAGGGACAGAGAUCCUAUUGUAGCAUUAGACUUUAACACGUCCCUGAAGCUAGUUGAGUCCCCCCUGAUCGGACAGACGGUCUUACUUAUCUACCGCAUUCAUAACAGAAGCUAUGAGGCCAAGAAAUUUGCGAUAAGUGUCAGCGCCCAAGAGAUGAUGUACAAUGGAAAGCCCCUGGAUCAGUUCUGGGAUGAAAAAUUUGAAUUGGAAGUCAAUGCUAACAGAGACAUAGAAACAAGUUUCCAGCUUCAUCCUUUUCAUUAUGAAAGAUAUAUAAGGUCUGGAAAUAACAUCAGGGUCACUGUUCUAGCUACAGAUCUGAAGAGCAAGAAACUGAAAUUGGCCUCAAAGAACAUAAUAUUUGAGGUUCCUAGUAUCGAUAUCAAGAUUUAUGGUAAUCCAAAACUCAACCAGCCUCUGAGUGUAAUCCUGUCCUUCUCCAACCCUUUUAAUGAAGUUCUAAGCAACUGCAAUAUGACUGCAGAAGGGGCGGGGCUAUUUCCAGAUGGCCCUAUCACAGCACACAUGGACCAGAUUUUUCCGAGGCGGAACGGCUUUGUACGGAUCUUCUGCGUUCCAUUUAAAAGAGGAAAUCUACAGCUUGAAGCCAGCUUCUCUUGCAAUAAGAUCAAAUUUGUGAAAGGAAGUGUAAUGAUUAAUGUUCCCUGGAUAUAACUGGUUUAUUUGAAGUGACCUGAUAUACACUUCAUUAUCUAAAACACCUGGGAAGACUGGAGGAAUUAAUUUCACUAUUUAUUUUGCCAAGAUGCCAAACUUUACAAUAUAUUUCUCUUAUGUAUUUACAGUCACUUUUUGUAUACUGUAUGUAAUUAUAACUUAAUGUAAACUUUCCUUCUGA
Messenger RNA from Rana temporaria (common frog), 2415 nucleotides. RefSeq names its product protein-glutamine gamma-glutamyltransferase 5-like. Lineage: Eukaryota; Metazoa; Chordata; Amphibia; Anura; Ranidae. The transcript has 13 exons. The coding region runs from base 144 to 2231 and encodes 695 amino acids. Gene Ontology annotation, molecular function: protein-glutamine gamma-glutamyltransferase activity. The record is from RefSeq and is a predicted model, not a curated record. Gene Ontology annotation, biological process: peptide cross-linking.